UGUUUUAUUUUUAUUAAAAAAUACCAGUAAUAAUGGGAAAAAUGAUUUUUUCUUCAGAACUUGAGGCUUGGAUGUCCGAACCAUCAAAUAAAAAAUUGGGAUAAUUUUCUAGCGCCACCCAGGAACCUAUUGAAUGGAAAAACAUGAAAUUCUGUAUUGGCCAAGGAGAAUAGUCAGCCUAAAAAAUGAAAUUGGCCCCAUAUUUAUGGAAUUUUAUUUCCCAAAGAUAUAGACCCUCAAUGUUCGUGAGGUUACACUUGUCUAUCGUUGGGCACCCCCACUCACGCAAUUCCCACUUCCUUGGUGCAGCUGGGUUUCACGUGUCUGUGGACAUGAGUGUCGUCCACCGGUCAACAUCUCUAUAAAAUUAACAACCGUUGAUUAAUUUAUUGUCGAAUCGAGUGUACUACAAUUUUACAAUGGGAAUUCUGAGGGUGUUCAAGGGGCACAUAAGUCCCAAUCGACUGCUGCAGCUUUCAGGAUUCCUAAAUCAGAAAAAUGGCAGGUGUAUGGCAUCCUACGAGAAGUACGCAGUCCACAAAGAUAUCGAAAAGAUCCGAAACAUAGGGAUAUCAGCUCACAUAGACUCUGGAAAAACUACGUUAACCGAACGUAUUCUAUACUACACUGGUAGAAUCGAUGAGAUGCAUGAAGUCAAGGGAAAGGACAACGUUGGAGCAGUGAUGGACAGUAUGGAAUUGGAGAGACAACGAGGGAUAACAAUCCAAUCGGCAGCGACGUACACAAUCUGGAGGGACCACAACAUAAACAUAAUCGACACUCCAGGGCACGUGGACUUCACAGUGGAAGUCGAGAGAGCUCUGAGAGUUCUAGACGGUGCAAUUCUGGUUCUCUGCGCUGUCGGAGGUGUCCAGUCCCAAACCCUCACCGUCAACAGACAGAUGAAACGAUACGACGUGCCCUGUCUGGCUUUCAUAAACAAACUAGAUCGAAUGGGAGCGAAUCCCAAGAAAGUUCUCCAGCAGAUGAGGACAAAAAUGGGCCACAACGCAGCUUUUAUCCAGUUGCCAAUUGGAUUAGAAUCCGAGACAAAGGGAAUCAUCGAUGUGAUCACCCAGAAGGCUUUAUUUUUCGAGGGACAGUACGGCGAAGUCGUCAGACAGGGGGAAAUCCCCCAAGACAUGAAGGACGAAGCAUUCGUUAAGAGACAAGAAUUGAUAGAACACUUGAGCAAUGUUGACGAGACUCUCGGGGAGUUAUUCCUGAGUGAAAGUACUCCGACAGAACAAGAUGUCAAGGAUGCAGUGAGACGUUCCUGCCUAAAACGCACCUUCACUCCAGUCCUCGUUGGAACAGCUUUAAAGAAUAAAGGAGUGCAGCCUCUUCUGGAUGCAGUUCUAGAUUACCUACCGAACCCUGGAGAAGUCACUAAUUACGCCCUCAGGGAGAAAGCAAACGCAAAGCCCGAGAAGAUCCUCUUAGAUCCAGCUAGAGAUGGCAAAAAGCCGUUCUUGGGUCUCGCUUUUAAGCUUGAACUUGGGAAAUUCGGACAGUUGACGUACUUCAGAUGUUACCAAGGAAAACUGGAGAAGGGGGAGUCGAUUUACAACACCAGAAACAGAAAGAAGAUCAGAAUAGCGAGGUUGGUGAGAUUGCACUCGAAUCAGAUGGAGGAUGUCGGUGCAGUUUAUGCUGGCGACAUUUUCGCUCUAUUCGGAGUAGACUGCGCCUCUGGAGAUACCUUCGUCGACAAUCCCAAGUUGGAGCUGUCGAUGGAGUCCAUUUACGUACCUGAUCCCGUCAUCUCGAUGUCAAUAAACCCCAAGAAUAAUAAAGACAGAGAUAAUUUUGCCAAGGGGAUCGCCAGGUUCACCAAGGAGGAUCCAACGUUCCGAUUCUUCUGGGAUGACGAUAACAAGGAGAGUAUUGUGUCUGGAAUGGGAGAACUUCACCUGGAAAUUUAUGCACAGCGAUUGGAACGAGAGUACAACUGUCCAGUUGCUCUGGGGAAGCCUAAAGUCUCCUUCAGGGAGACUCUGGUGGACGCCUGCAAUUUUGAUUAUCUUCAUAAGAAGCAGUCGGGGGGUGCAGGACAGUUCGCCAGGGUGAUAGGUACCAUGGAGCCACUGCCUCCUGACCAGAACACUCAGGUCAUCUUCGUGGACGAUACUGUGGGCACCAAUGUUCCGAAGGCCUAUGUUCCUGGCGUCGACAAGGGGUUCAAGGCCAUGUGUAAUAAGGGGCUGUUGACCGGGCACAGGAUCACUGGUGUCAAGUUCAGGCUCGUGGAUGGUGCUCAUCAUAUCGUGGAUUCUUCAGAGUAUGCUUUUCAACUUGCUGGCCAAGGGGCUGUCAGGCAGGUCUUCGACGAGGGGAAUUGGACAGUUCUCGAGCCAAUCAUGUACGUGGAGAUAACUGUUCCUGAAGAGUUCCAGGGAACGAUCAUGGGACACAUGACGAAGAGGAAGGGCUUGAUCACUGGGAGUGAUGCCAAUGAUGGCUGGAUUACGCUUUAUGCUGAGGUACCACUCAAUGAGAUGUUCGGGUAUUCAGGGGAUUUGAGAUCUUCGACACAGGGGAAAGGGGAAUUUACGAUGGAGUACAGCAGGUACAGUCCUUGCUUACCAGAAGUCAUUGACAAGCUCAUCAGGGAGUAUCAGGAGUCGAUGGGGCAACAUCAACAAAAGAAGAAGAAUUAGUCGUGAAUUAUUGAUGGAGUGGGGAAGAGGAAAAAUCAACUGGCUUUGAUGAUCAAUACAUUGACAUUUUUUGUAAAUCGUAUCAUUUCAUGGAUUUUCAACGGUCAGGGAAUUUCUCUCCCAUCCUAAUACCCUUAAUUUUUAAUUAAUCAUGUUGUAGGAAUCAUAAGACUUCGAUCAAUAAACUGUAAAUAUUUGCGAA
Messenger RNA from Diachasma alloeum, 2862 nucleotides. RefSeq names its product elongation factor G, mitochondrial (gene mEFG1). Gene Ontology annotation, molecular function: GTP binding; translation elongation factor activity; GTPase activity. The coding region runs from base 420 to 2660 and encodes 746 amino acids. Gene Ontology annotation, biological process: mitochondrial translational elongation. The record is from RefSeq and is a predicted model, not a curated record. Lineage: Eukaryota; Metazoa; Arthropoda; Insecta; Hymenoptera; Braconidae. Gene Ontology annotation, cellular component: mitochondrion. The transcript has 2 exons.